AUGAGGAGCGAGAGGUACGCGGCGGGGUUGCACACGGCCGCUGAGCACAACUGGAUCGCCGACUACUACUGCUCGGAGGACGGGGUCUCCGCAGAGUGUCCCAGCAGCAAGCGGGCCUUCUCUCUGUACCUGACCAGUAUCUACUUCGCCUUUACCACCAUGACCACCACGGGAUAUGGGGACAUCUUGCCCAACCGGCUGUCGGUGAUGGAGCUUGUCGUGGCGAUAGGUUCCGAGGUGAUUGGGGCGACAAUUUUUGCGUGGGUCAUCGGCAACCUGGUUAACCUGGUCCUUAACCUCGACCCGGCGGAGAGGAACCGGAAGAGCAUGAUGAACUACCUCACGGAGUACAUGCGGGAGGUGCCGCUCAGCACCAAGGCCAAGCAGGCUGUGGCAAGAAAUUAUGCCUUCCAUCUACAGGUGUUCAUUGCUUCAGUCUCACCCAUGCGAGCACACGUGCAGACAGGGAGUGGCGUGUUUAACCAGCCUUCGAUCCUGGGAGACCUCUUACCUCAUCUUCAGAACCAGGCCUAUAUGUUUCUGUGGCGAUCGCUGAUGCCAAAGCUUCCCUUUUUGUGCGCCAUGGAAGACCAGGUAACCGGUUUUGUGCGGGUGGUGCUACCCCUGCUUAAACCCGCCACGUUUGCUUUGGGCGAGGUGAUUGUGACGCCGAAGAUCGGCACGAGAGAGAUGGGGUUCAUAAUCUGUGGAGAAGUAGAGGUGAAGAACCGUCUAAAGCUUGCUGCUGCGACCGCCUCGCGUGACUCCAUUUUACGCACUGUGUUUCGCCAACGCCCCUCCCUGCAACGGCUUCUUCGUAUAAUGAUGCUAACAAAGGCUUGA
Ectocarpus sp. CCAP 1310/34 is the source of this 843-nucleotide messenger RNA. The record is from the annotation of a GenBank genome assembly. NCBI's taxonomy places the organism in Eukaryota, Phaeophyceae, Ectocarpales, Ectocarpaceae.